AUGGCACGAGGCUGUACCCCCGACUAUGUCAACGCCGAAUGGUCGUUCUACCGUUUCGAGCCUUCCACAGCAGCGGCGGUGUUCUUCUGCGUCGUCUUUGUUCUCACUACUGGUCUUCACAUCUUCCAACUCAUCAGAACCAAGACAUGGUACAUGACGGCCUUCGUCAUCGGUGGACUGUCUUACACCAUUCUCCGCACAGGUGAAGUGGUUGGAUACGCUGCAAGAGCGCAAAACACGACACAAGAGCCCGGAUGCUGGACUCUCGGCCCCUACAUCAUCCAGAAUGUCCUUCUCCUCAUCGCUCCGGCCCUCAUGGCAGCCUCCAUCUACAUGAUCCUAGGUCGCAUCAUCAUGUUGACCGACGGAGAGAGCCAUGCCUUGAUCAAGAGACGCUUUCUGACCAAGAUCUUCGUUUCUGGAGACGUCCUUUCGCUCCUGAUGCAGUCCAGUGGUGGUGGUAUGAUGGCGUCCGGCGCAAGCAUGAUGGAUAUUGGCGAGAAGGUCAUCAUCAUCGGCCUCUUCAUUCAGCUCGCCGUCUUUGGCUUCUUCAUCGUCGUGGCCGCCCUCUUCCACCGCAGGAUGUUGCUUGUUCCGACCGCAAAGUCUCACCAGCCCGAGAUCCGCUGGCGCUACUACCUCCUGACGCUCUACGUCACCAGCGUUCUGAUCUGGGUGCGUAGUGUCUUCCGAGUCAUCGAGUACCUGAAGGGCAAUAAGGGCCACCUGAUGACCAACGAAGCGUACGUCUACGUCUUUGACGCGACGCUCAUGUUCCUCGUCAUGGUGUGGAUGAACUGGUUCCACCCGAGCGAGAUCGGUCUCCUGCUUCGCGGCGAGCCACCCCUCAAGAACGGACUCGAGCUCGUGAUGAUGAACAGAAAGUUUGGAAAGAUCCAGAACGAGAACAGCGGCAUGAGCGCUUAG
This is a messenger RNA of Colletotrichum lupini, 927 nucleotides long. Its product is annotated as RTM1. Lineage: Eukaryota; Fungi; Ascomycota; Sordariomycetes; Glomerellales; Glomerellaceae. The transcript is spliced from 3 exons. Gene Ontology annotation, cellular component: membrane. The record is from RefSeq and is a predicted model, not a curated record. Bases 1 to 927 code for a protein of 308 amino acids.